AUGUGUAUCCCAGAGACCUACGCUGGCUUGGCCACAGCGCUGAAUCCGUGGUUGGUGGAACACGGAUUGACACGGCUUCCACGGUUAUUUGCUUGCCUUGAGGACAUGCAUGCCAUCAUGCUCCUUCAUGGUGCGUACAUGGGUCGCGUGGACGUCGUGGAGGUUGCGCUCAACGACUGCGGUGUGUCGCCUGCCAUGACGAUGUUGAUGAUCGACUUGGCUGCAUGGAACAACCAACGUCUGAUUCUCGACUAUUUCCAGCAGCAUCCACAUGCCACUGGCUGGAAAUGCUCGUCGUUUGCAUUGGUCGCGGCAGCCAGAAGUGGCCAUGUUCACAUUGUUCGAUUCCUCCACAGCCAGUUUCCAUCGGUGCCGUGUACUGAAGACGCCAUGGACAUGGCUGCAGAAGGAGGGCAUUUCAACAUGGUGGAGUUUCUACAUGUCCACUGCGAAGGAUGCACGGAGCUGGCAAUGGAUUUGGCGUGUGAGCAUGGCCAUUUGGAUGUGGCCCGAUGGUUGCACGAGCAUCGGAGUUGGGAAGGGUUUACUGAGUGUGCGUUCGACAAGGCUGCGGGAAAUAACCAUAUGGCCGUUGUGGAGUUCCUGCACUUUGAACUCGACGCGCCAAGCACCGAGAAGGCCAUGGACUUGGCUGCCGAGAAUGGGCACUUGGGGAUGGUCCUAUGGCUCCAUGAGCACCGGUCGUUCCAAGGCUGCUCCGAACGAGCUCUGGGUAUGGCGGCGGCCAAGGGCCAUCUAGACGUGGUGAAGUGGCUCCACGCGAAUCGAAGUGAAAGUGGUAGUCCUAGUGGGUUUGCUGGUGGUGCAGCCGCAGGAGGUUUGGAGAUGAUGGAGUGGUUGAUGGCACAUUGCCCUGACUGUGAUUUGUACAAGGGAGCAAUGGGGAAGGCAUCCAAAGAUGGGCUCCUGGAAGUGGUCCAGUGGUUACUGAGCCACGGACAAGAAGUGACUGAAGCUGCCGUCGACGACGCGUGUUUGGGUGGUCACAUGGAUGUGAUUAAAUGUCUGUUCCAACAUCGCCCGAGCGCUUUCACGUCGGGCGCAUUCCAUAGUGCGAUUGAAGGUGGCCAUUUGGAAUUGGUCAAGUGGCUGUAUUAUGACCUCGGCAUCACGCACCGUGACGCGAUGGAAGGGGCUGCAACGUAUGGUCACUUCAACGUGCUCAAGUGGUUGCAUGAGCUUAAUUCGUUCACUGCAACGACAUACGUGAUGGACGAAGCGGCCUCAUACGGCCAUCUACAAAUUGUCCAAUGGCUUCACAGCCAUCGACACGAAGGCUGCACCGGAGCUGCCAUGGAUGGCGCGGCGGCAAAUGGACAUUUCAGUGUUGUGAAGUGGCUCCAUCGCUAUCGAACGGAAGGGUGUACAAUCGACGCCAUGAAUUUUACAGCUGCCAUGGGUGACCUGACGAUGGUGGAGUUCCUUCACACCCACCGAACCGAAGGCUGCACGUCCCAUGCAAUGGAUUGUGCGGCGGCAAACGGACACUUGACAGCGGUGAUGUUUUUGCACGCGCACCGAAGCGAAGGAGGCACAAACUAUGGAUUCGAGUGGGCAGUAAUGGAAGGCCGCUUGGGGGUCGCCAAGUGGCUACACACGAUACAAGGGCGGGCGGUUUCCAGAGGCACUCUCAUGUUCGCCGCUCGUAACGGAGACUUGGCGGCGAUGCGGUGGGCCUUGCUCCAUUCGUCAGAAGAUAUAAGUGGCGUCCCGUUUGCAGACUAUGCAAUUGACGAGGGGCGGCUAUCGAUGGUACAUUUGUUGCUGGACAUGGGUUGUACGUGGACGAUGGGGGCGAUGGAUCAUACGGCAGAACGUGGUCACUUGGCAAUCUUGAUCAAGUUACAAGGCCAUUGGAUGUAUCGUUAUGUCAAAGCGAUGCAAAAUUUGAUUGCAAUGUACUUGGAAGCGGUCGAGGCGGCUGGUGGCCUCAGAGACGCCGAGCCACCACCGAGCAAAAGACAGUGUUUAUAG
This is a messenger RNA of Aphanomyces astaci, 1995 nucleotides long. RefSeq lists its product as hypothetical. The transcript has 2 exons. The record is from RefSeq and is a predicted model, not a curated record. The coding region runs from base 1 to 1995 and encodes 664 amino acids. Gene Ontology annotation, molecular function: protein binding. Lineage: Eukaryota; Oomycota; Saprolegniomycetes; Saprolegniales; Verrucalvaceae.